AUGGCUGCCGCCGGCUAUGCCGUGGUAAUGCAGACCAAGAAUUGGAAAGUCAUCUGGAUCGUGCCCAUCCUAUAUUUGCUUAUUGGGGGCGUCGAAGCAUUGAUUGCUGGCAAUGUUGUUGGUGGACUACUUGGUGGCGUCUACACGGUGGGUUACUUUCGGAUGUCGACCUGGGUACCGCUGUCUUGGGGAAUCAUCAAUGCUCUGGCUCUGAUCCUCGCCUCCUUCGCUAUACAAGGAGGGCUGUGA
Molecule: messenger RNA, 249 nt
Organism: Recurvomyces mirabilis
Lineage: Eukaryota; Fungi; Ascomycota; Dothideomycetes; Mycosphaerellales; Teratosphaeriaceae
Product: pre-mRNA cleavage and polyadenylation factor (CPF) complex subunit
Exons: 2
Coding region: 1-249 (82 amino acids)
Source: RefSeq, a predicted model, not a curated record